UUCUUUGUUAAGACAUUCACCGGCACUCCCGCAGUCGCAUCCCCGAAGUGAAUUCAGACAGUACCACUUAAGAUUAUCACGAGGAAUACGAUUUUUAGGAGUCUUAUUUAUUGUGAUUUUUUUUUUUAUUUAAUUUACACAUUGAGGUUCUUUCAUAAAGCAGAGAUGUCACUCAGGAAUUUAAUCCCAUUUGCACUCGCUGCGAUACUGUGGAGCUGUGUAUUGGGUCUCCAACGACCAGCUCCAAGAUACUCCCAGCAAUUUAUGCCGGAAACCUCGUUUACCUGUCGCAAUAAGAUCGUGGGUAGCUACUACGCCGAUCCAGAGACAGACUGUCAGUUGUUCCACGUAUGUGUUUCCGUCGCCGGAGUUGUGCAGGAUUAUAAAUUCGUGUGUCCAAACGACACUGCCUUCGACCAGGAAUCGCAAACCUGUGCAGAUUGGUACGACGUCGAUUGCGAGGCUGCGACCCUCUACUACGCCUCCGACAAUUUCGACCUCUACCGCCUGGGUUCAGGUCUAGAGUCAGCCCACUAUGAUUCCCUACGCAGUGAUAGUGAGCCCGUGGAUCAUCUUCAACGAAGUGAGUCCAACGACCCCGUGCGCUCCGCUGCCAACAGUCUGAAUCGCGUCACUCCGACUUACACCCCACAAUCGAACUCCAAUAAUCGGGAAUUCUUGCGUGGCAGUAGCAGCAGUAAUUUUUACAGCAGUCGUAACAAUGUCAAGGACGAGGACUACGACAGCGAGAAGACGUACCAGAGCGAACCCGUUGUCGAGCCCAAGAAGAAGUCUGGAGUGAGAAAAGUCGCCCGAAAACAACAGAGCAAAACCAACAAUGAAGUACCGUCGAGCACAGCAUUGCCGUCGUCAACUGCAAAUUACAAUACUUACAACAACAACAACAACAAUAAUAAUAGAAACUACUAUCAUAAUCACAGAACGUCAUACGACAGCACAACAACAACCCGACCAACACCGGACUACAGCACCAGCUACAACAACCAGAGAACGACUUACGAACCGAUCACAACAAUCCGACCAACGGACUACAACAACAACCAACGUAAUCAGCACCAGAACAUUCAGAAAUACCCGGCACCAUCCAGCGCCAGACCUCCAACAACUCAACAGUAUAAUACCCAUCAAACAGCUAGCACAACAGCUAAGGCGAUACAACAGAACAACAAUUACAACAAACAGAAUACGAAGUAUCCGGCAGUAUCAACUGCGAAGCCAUUCACCUUCAGCCAAAACUACCAGCAGGGAACUUCACCGAGACCAACGACUUACAAUCAGAAUUAUCAGGACAACUAUAGUGCGGCCAAUGGACAAUACAGUAAUAAUAACAAUCAGAGAUCGCAGCACAAUCAGCCUUCACGAGUUCAACCAACGACAACUGCCCCAAGCACGAACUAUCAACAGACUGACUUCACAGGAUUCCAGCAAAGAAAUUACAACAAUAUUCAGCGGUCUACUACUGCCUUCCCUAGCACCACUGCUGCUAGCACUUUUUAUGAUGCCUACAACGCAAAUAAUCAGUUCACUGGAAGGACAAGUGGUGUGACCAAGCAGAAUGCACAGACUACAAGCAAUAAGUUCUAUCAGAGCUUCGCAACAGAUAAUUAUGUGCCAACCACUUAUGCUCCCAUCGCGAAGAAGACGAAUGAGGCCAAUGGUAAGGGAGAAGACAGGUACAAUUCUCAGGAUGCUAAUGGGCAGUUUCCCGAUAAACAGUACAAGCCUGUACCAUUUUUCGAUGUGACCAAAACCGCAAAGAAAGUCACCCAGUACAAUAACUAUGAGAGUACGGCGAAGUACUUCGAGGCGAGCACAGCUAACUAUGAGUUUGGAAAAUCUUCAGCGGGGAUUGGAUUCAGUCCAUCCAGUAUAAAUUUAUUGGCUGAGACAGUGAAAACUACUACGCCAACGUCGAGACGAAAUGGCUCACCCACAACAUACAAUCCCAGCAGUUUUAAUGGUAAUAAUCAUAGGGAUGUACAAGCAACAACCUCGAGAUCGGUAACGUACAACAGCUCAGCUAGACCAUUCUCCACCACUGCCAAGUUCACGGAUGCCACAACAUCGCAGAACAAAUCGUCCAAGAAGAAUGAUUAUGAUUACGCAUAUUACGACAAUGCGGGGGCUCUUGAGUAUGACGGCCUUGAUUUGGAACACGUUGCUGGUGGAAAAGAAUCAUCAAAGAUAUCGAGGAAUUAAGAUAUUAUAAAUUUGAUAGCAUUACAGAGUAACAUGUAUUUUCCUCGAAACAAGCCGCAAAAAUUAUCGCAAUUUUUGAUGGCGUUAAAUUAAAAAUAAUUUGGGACUUGAUUUCAGUGGCCAAUAAGCAUCAGCCUCAUCGCUGAUGGUGAUGUUUUCUGUUCAAUUCAUGAUCAGCGAUCAUUUUUAGUGAGCGAGAUGAUGCAUGAAGACAUUUAACAGAACAUCUUACAAUGAGUACUACAAAGUUUUUUGAUAAAUACGUGUUUCCUAACGCGAAAGAAGAUGUUCAAAUUUCCGAGCGCAGAAUAUCUUGUUUUAAAAAAAUGCUGUGUGUACAAUAUAUUUUCAUUCCCGUUUUUUGUCAAUUAAAUUUCAUGUAUGGAACGCCUUUUUCCAAGGGAUCUUCAUCGUUCUAUUGGCGAUAUUGAUUUUUGUUUUUUUUUUGUUCGUCAGUAUUUAUAGAGUAGAUUUGGAAUUUCAUAUUUUGUUAACACUUAAGGCACUUUGGGACGGUGUAUUAUUGUCAAGUGCAAUUCAGUGGAUGAGUGGUAAUCGCGCAUUGUUUUGGACAAUUCUCCAAACGAAUGGACUGAGAAAAAAAAAUAUGGGUUUUUUUGUUUGCAGAAGGUAAAAGUUGUUUUGUCAAAUUGCAUUUGCCAAAUGUUUGGUACGAAAUAGGUUGAACAAAUUGUUAAAUGGUGCAUCUCCUCAGUGUUUGAAGAUAAUCAUUGGAAUUAAAUAUUUUAACUUGUGAAUUCGUGAUUUUCUUCUCACCGUUUCCUCUGGACGUCUGAACAAAGUACUGACAUCGCUUUGUGUAUCUUGCAGUUCUGUAUCUUCUUACUAUGCGUACUGAAUGUAUAUAUUAUGAAUAUUUUAAUUAAUAACAAAAUGCAUAAAAUGAGCAACAA
Molecule: messenger RNA, 3134 nt
Organism: Diachasmimorpha longicaudata
Lineage: Eukaryota; Metazoa; Arthropoda; Insecta; Hymenoptera; Braconidae
Product: GATA zinc finger domain-containing protein 14
Exons: 4
Coding region: 166-2220 (684 amino acids)
Cellular component (GO): extracellular region
Molecular function (GO): chitin binding
Source: RefSeq, a predicted model, not a curated record